This is a messenger RNA of Pichia kudriavzevii, 1476 nucleotides long. RefSeq lists its product as uncharacterized. NCBI's taxonomy places the organism in Eukaryota, Fungi, Ascomycota, Pichiomycetes, Pichiales, Pichiaceae. The coding region runs from base 1 to 1476 and encodes 491 amino acids. Gene Ontology annotation, molecular function: oxidoreductase activity. The transcript has a single exon. The record is from RefSeq and is a predicted model, not a curated record.
AUGGAGCAUCAUGAAGUGGUAAUUAUAGGGGCUGGCAUUUCCGGGUUGGCUGCUGCAGAACUUUUGGAUAAACAUAAAGUCGAAUACGUUAUUAUUGAGGCGAGAGAUAGAAUUGGAGGUCGUAUAGAGACGAACAGGAAAGGACUGACAGAGUACGAUCUAGGUGCUUCUUGGGCACAUGAUACUCUUACCAAUCCACUAUUUGAUAAAAUAUUAGAAGAUAAUGAGAUCCACAACUUAUACAGUCUUUACUACGAUGAUCAAUAUCCCCUUUACUUUACCAAAGACAGAGGCCCGCAAUACGUUAGCUCCAAUAAAAUUGAGCAAGUUGUGAAAGAGCUUGAAAAGUUCAUUGAAAUCAGAUACUUUGAAGAAAUUGGAAAGAGGGAUGUUUCUUUGAAAGAAAUUAUUGCUGAGUAUAUCAGAAAACAAUCUAGGGUCUUAACAAAGGAGCAGGUUUUACUUGCACCGCAGUUAGCCAGACAUUUAGAACUAUGGCAUGGUAUUGGCUGGGAACAAAUGAGCUCGAAGUUUGGAUUGGUUGAUAAUGUUGGAAGAAAUUGUCUGUUCAGAAACGGGUACGAUAAAGUAAUUGAGCAAAUACACUCAAAGUUGGAUCAAAACAAAAUAUUGAAAAAUUCUAUAGUGAAGUUAAUCGACAGAUCCACAAGCACUGUCAAAAUUGAGCUAACAGAUGGCAGAGUCAUAAACUCAAACUGGGUAAUUUGUACAGUACCGCAGAGUAUCCUACAAUUACCGAUAGGUGAAAUAGGUGCAAUAGAAUGGAGACCAUCGUUGCCUGCCAACAUCAAAGAAUCAUUGGACAACAUGAGUUGGGGAAAAUUAGGGAAAGUGGUUUUUGAGUUUGAUACAGCGUGGUGGGGUCAUCAUGAUACUGAUAGGUUUGUUGCGUUAGCUAAUUCUGAUAAUCAGUUAUUUGAAGUGUGGUGUCAAUCUACCGGAGCCUCAGCUAAAGUAGGACACACCCAGCCUAGCCCUCCAUCACCAGAAUCUUGGGAUUCACCUCUUCUAAUUCUUAAUUUUCAUAAAAUAAAAAACACCCCUGCACUUUUAUGUUUCACACAGGGCACUUUGACUGAAUAUCUUGAAGAAAACCCAGAUAGAGCAUGGGGAUACAUGGAACCUAUUCUCUCAAGACUUGCCAAUGUUGAUUUAGAUAGCGACGAAACACAAGACAAUAGGGUUCAAGUGACUCCACCAGUCAAUACAAUAGUAUCUCAGUGGACUGUAGACCCAUUUUCUAGAGGUUCUUAUGCUGCUUGCAAACCUGGCGAUGACCCUACAGAUUUGGUGAUUCAUCUUGAAAGAGGAUUAGACAAGGUUCGUUUUGCUGGUGAGCAUACCAUACUUGAUGGUGCUGGUGCAGUACAUGGUGCAUGGAUGAGUGGUAGGAGAGAAGCAGAGCAUAUUUUAAUUAGAGAAGGUAAGUUGGAGGGAGAACUCAACGAAUGGUGA